GCGUAUAAAUGAGCAAGGUUGGACAAAGAGGUGUUCUAUCUGAGAAUAUGCCUUGCUUGUUGUUGUUGUUGCUAUUUCUGAUUCAAGCAUGGCCAGUGAAGCCACAACAAGCCUACGAUAGGAACAUAUUCAUAUUAGCGGGUCAGAGCAACAUGGCGGGUCGGGGCGGCGUAGUGAACAACACCGCCACGUGGGACGGCGUCGUUUCACCCCAGUCCCGUCCCAACCCUUCAGUCUUGAAGCUCGACGCGCACCUUACGUGGGUGGCGGCGCGUGAACCUCUCGACGCGGACAUCGAUUCUGCGAAGACAAAUGGUGUCGGACCAGGAAUGGCAUUUGCAAACUGGGUGUUGGAGAAGCACCCAGAGUUUGGUCUGAUUGGUUUGGUCCCUUGCGCGAUUGGAGGCAGCAACAUAAGCGAGUGGGAACGAGGAAAAGAGCUUUACAAUCAGAUGAUAAAGAGGGCCAAGGCAUCGCUGCGUGACGGUGGCACCAUUCGGGCUUUGCUAUGGUACCAAGGAGAAACCGAUACAGUGAAUUUACACGAUGCGCAGUUGUACCAAACAAGAGUUCACAAGUUCUUCUUGGACGUUCGUGAUGAUCUACGGUCUCCGUUGCUUCCUAUAAUCCAGGUAGCUUUGGCAUCCGGAUCAGGCCCAUACAUAGAGAUGGUAAGACAAGCUCAGCUGGGCAUUGACCUCCUAAACCUGAGAACUGUGGACGCUCAUGGGUUGCCCCUUCAGCCCGAUGGGCUGCAUCUUUCGACCCCGGCCCAGGUGCAUCUUGGGCAGAUGAUGGCCGAUGCAUUCCUUCAGUUCGUACCUUCUUCAAAUCCAAAUUACAAUGUUAGCCCAAUUCUUAAUGAGGCAAUCAGGCUGUAUAAUUAUGCCUUUUAUGUUAAUAUGCUUCCCUUGUUCUCAACUAUGUACCCAACAUUCUUAUAGUAGCAUUCUUUUUUCAUUACUAUUUUCACCCAUAGGCAUAAACACAAUUAUGAAAACUCGAUCAGUGUAAGAAUCAUUUCAAUUUAAAGCAUGACUGCAUGAAUACUUGAUGCUGCAAAAGGUUGAUGUUAAUGUUGUUCAUAUAAAAGAUAGAAUACAACU
Glycine soja is the source of this 1106-nucleotide messenger RNA. Its product is annotated as probable carbohydrate esterase At4g34215. The transcript has 2 exons. The record is from RefSeq and is a predicted model, not a curated record. Lineage: Eukaryota; Viridiplantae; Streptophyta; Magnoliopsida; Fabales; Fabaceae. Bases 9 to 944 code for a protein of 311 amino acids.